Cyprinodon variegatus (sheepshead minnow) is the source of this 2827-nucleotide messenger RNA. RefSeq names its product polypeptide N-acetylgalactosaminyltransferase 6-like. NCBI's taxonomy places the organism in Eukaryota, Metazoa, Chordata, Actinopteri, Cyprinodontiformes, Cyprinodontidae. The transcript has 12 exons. Gene Ontology annotation, cellular component: Golgi apparatus. Bases 310 to 2172 code for a protein of 620 amino acids. The record is from RefSeq and is a predicted model, not a curated record.
GAAACAACAGACGAGGCUAUUUGCUGUCAUCUACAAAGUCGGUGAACAGAAACGUGGCUGAUCUGACAGCUUUACGCACAAUUUGAAGAAACCUCGUAAAGCUGAGAAGGCAGGAGUGAACAGUUUCCUUCACUUCACGCUCACCCUGUGGGACUCUUUCCUGAAGAGGCCAAGAGAGUGGAGGAACAGGGUCGGCUGGAUCAUCAGCUGCUCUGAGACGCACAAAACCGGUAUGAGGUGUUUUCUCUCCGGCUUGAUGUCUUUGGUUUUAUACAAAGAGAGCCUCCAAGGAAUCACCUGUCGAGAAACAUGCGUCUCCUACGCCGCCGUUUGUCUCCUCUAAAGCUGGUCCUCCUUGGCGGAACUCUUUUUAUGGUGGUCCUGGUGGUCCUCCACAGGGAUGUUGGUUCCUCAAAUACUGGAGACCCCUGGCUACAAGACCUGGCCAACAAACGGGACGAAGUGAUGGUCAUGGUGCGAAAGGCAGUGAAAAACAUUGGCUUCCAGAUCGGAGCUCCACAGCCACCACCUGUGCAGGCACUGCCCACAGAAGACGCUAAAUGCCCCUCUGGAUUUUACACUCGGUCUGAACUCAAACCUCAUCUGGAGAGGCCGCCGCAGGACCCUCAAAGCCCCGGGGCUGAUGGGAGAGGGUUUGUGAAGGAUAAUAUGACUCCUGAGGAGCAGAAGGAAAAGGAGGAGGGUAUGACGAGGCAUUGCUUUAACCAAUUCGCCAGUGACCGGAUCUCGCUUAGCCGCAGUCUUGGAGAUGACACAAGACCUCCUGAGUGUGUGGACAGGAAAUUUCCUCGCUGCCCUCCUCUGCCUACCACCAGUGUCAUCAUUGUCUUCCACAAUGAGGCUUGGUCUACGCUCCUGAGGACAGUCUACAGUGUUCUUCAUACAUCUCCCGCCAUCAUGCUGAAGGAGAUCAUAUUGGUUGAUGAUGCCAGUACUGCAGAGCACCUAAAGACAAAGCUGGAGGAGUUUGUGGAGCAGUUUAAGAUUGUUCGUGUCGUCAGGCAGCCAGAGAGAAAGGGCCUCAUCACAGCCAGGCUGCUGGGAGCCAGCAUAGCUACAGCUGAGGUGCUCACCUUCCUUGAUGCCCACUGUGAGUGUUUUCAUGGUUGGUUAGAGCCUCUCUUGGCCAGAAUAGUUGAAGAACCCACCGCUGUAGUCAGCCCAGAGAUCACCACCAUUGACCUCAACUCCUUUCAGUUCAACAAGCCUGUGGCCACCAACCGUGCAUACAACCGAGGUAACUUUGACUGGAGCUUGACCUUUGGCUGGGAGCCGAUACCCGAAGAAGCAAGGAGUCUCCGCAAGGAUGAAACCUACCCUGUAAAAACACCUACUUUUGCUGGAGGCCUUUUCUCAAUCUCAGCGAAGUACUUUGAGCACAUUGGAACUUAUGAUGACAAGAUGGAGAUCUGGGGCGGAGAAAAUGUUGAAAUGUCCUUCAGGGUGUGGCAGUGUGGGGGUCAGCUGGAGAUCAUCCCUUGUUCAGUAGUGGGCCAUGUUUUCCGCACCAAAAGCCCACACACCUUCCCUAAAGGCACUGAGGUCAUCACUCGCAACCAGGUGCGCCUGGCUGAAGUCUGGAUGGAUGAUUUUAAGAAGAUCUUCUAUCGCCGCAACAAAAACGCUGCAGUGAUGGCCAGUGAGAAUAAAUAUGGUGACAUCUCUGAUCGCCUCGAGCUGAGGAACAGGCUUCACUGCAAGAACUUCACCUGGUACCUGAACACCAUCUACCCAGAGAUCUUCAUUCCUGACCUAAAGCCAGAAAAAUUUGGAGCUAUCAGAAACUCAGGAUCUAGAACCUGCCUGGAUGUCGGAGAGAACAACCAGGGAGGUAAAGCUGUGAUCAUGUACCCGUGUCACAACAUGGGAGGAAACCAGUACUUUGAGUACUCAUCCCACAAGGAGUUGCGUCACAAUAUUGGAAAGCAGCUGUGUCUCCAUGCCAACGAUCAAUCAGAGCCAGUGAAGAUUGAGCAGUGCCAGCUGAAGGGGAGGGGUACCAGUUUGUCACCACAGCAAGAGUGGAUCUUUACAGAGGAAGGUCUUCUGAAGAAUCCAAGUGGUGGGAAAUGUUUACAACUGAGAGGGGAUAAGGUUCAGAUGGACCCCUGUAAUCCUGCAGAUCCCUUCCAGCACUGGAGUUUCAGCUGACCUGCCAGUCUCCUCUUCAGUUGAUCUCUGGAUAUUUGUGUCCCAUCCCUGUUAUCAGACUGAGCAGCUUGGACCUGAAGCACUACAGAGCCAGAAGGAUGCGCUGAAAAGCUUUGGGCGAGUGGCAUUACUGAUGAGCAGAAGAAAAUGGAGGACAAUCUAAAGACGAUUUCUGAUUUAGAGGAAGAAAAAAAAAGGAAACCUUUAACUGGGUUUAACUAUUGUUAUUUUAUUUAUGGAUGGAACUCAGGAAACUCUUAUUACUGUGGUUGGGGGAACUUUUGACUUGUGAACUCGGUGAUGGCUGUGAGCUGCAAUCACUUCAAUUCAUUUGUUUUACGCUCAGAUGGAAAAUAAUGGACAUUAAUGUAAUUCUUAUUUGAUCAGAUGACUGUGAAAAUGUUAUAUUACAAAAAGAUGAGACAUUAAGAUAUUUUUUAAAAUUUUUAGUUUUAUAAAUAGCAUUUUUAUUUUUAGUGAUAAAUCAUUUUCACUUUAGCCAUCUAGAAAAAAAAUUCAAAAAGUCUUGCUAGUGAAAAUGGUCUGUAAAAUGUUUACUUUACUUGGAUGAAGUAAAAAUAGGUAAAAUAUUGUCUAUUUUAUAUACUGAAGGAUGCAUGUUUAUAUGAAUACUACAAUUAUUAAACCGAGAGUU